AUGCUGUUUGCCAGGCUAAAACCAGUCUUCAUGGAAGGUGAUCUGUGCUCUGGAGGGCAUGACCUCUCUGUGGAUAUUCGAGAGAAUAGUCCAGAUGGAACAUUCAUUGCGAAGAUCCCUGUGAAUGGCAACCCGCUCACUGCAGAGAUUCACUUGAAUGUGACUGGACCAGAUGUGGAAUGGUUUCGAAUGGAAGGAAAAGUCAUCAAAUUGAAUGUGCUACCAAACAAACCUUUGGAUCGAGAGCUACUGACCAUCCCCUUUCUGUUUGCCAUGAUAAGCUGUACUGAUGUUGUUUCUAUAGAUCAGAUUGAUUACAGGUUAAUGGUGCAAGUCCUAAAUGAAAAUGAUAAUUCUCCAAUUUUCCUGGAAGAAAGUGUUCAAGCACUCAAUGUCAGUGAGAUGACACCAGUAGGCGAAGUUCUCAUCAGAUUGCAGGCUCAAGAUAAGGAUGGUGAUGGACUGAUUUACAUGAUUAACAAGGCAUCGAAUGAUGCAGACUUCUUCAGGAUUGACUUGCCAAGUAGUGGGAAAGUCCUACUGUCCCAGCCCCUUGAUUAUGAGGCCAAGAAACAAUUGGAUCUACAAGUUUAUGCCAUGGAAAUGAAUACUGAGGAGAGGUACAACACAACAGCAAAAAUUACUAUUGGUGUGUUGGAUGGAGAUGAUCAAUACCCAAGAUUUCUUCCAUGCAACUUCCUGUUACACAAGAAGACAAGGAUUUGUGUCAAUCCAGUAUAUAGAGGAAAUGUCACUGAAGCAAAGCUGCCGUAUCAUGCUCUCCAGCUCUCCCCAGGACCUUUAUUAGCCAAAGAUGGAGACAAGGGGCUACAGACACCAGUUGCAUACUCAAUUCUUGCAGGUGAUGACAAUGGUAGAUUUGAAGUCAACAAUGUCACUGGAGCAAUAAUGAUGAGGUGGCCAGUCCGGAGUUUCGUGAAGACCCCCAUGUUCACUCUGACUGUCAUGGCCUCCCAAGUCGAUGAUUCCACUAAGUACACAGUGACAACAGUGCUGAUUCGCAUUUUGGCCCCGAAUCGCUAUCGGCCACAGUUUAAAACCAUCGAGUACGAGGGAUUCAUUCAGGAGCAGCCAAACCCACUUGCCCUGGUAGUUACUUAUAGCAAUAAACUCUUAAUGCUAGAAGCAAUAGACCAGGAUUUCAAAAAUGGGAGAAAUCUGAAUAUUGUCUACUCGCUGGCACAUCAGUCCAAUCACACACAGCUGUUCCAGGUAACACAGGAAGGGCUCUUACUAGCUCGAGCAGAUCGACUGCAUGCUUUUGAGAAAUACAUGUUACAGUACACCACCGCAUAG
This is a messenger RNA of Hypanus sabinus (Atlantic stingray), 1317 nucleotides long. It is a transcript of the gene cdhr5-rs, whose product is annotated as cadherin-related family member 5, related sequence. Gene Ontology annotation, cellular component: membrane; adherens junction; catenin complex. The coding region runs from base 1 to 1317 and encodes 438 amino acids. Gene Ontology annotation, biological process: adherens junction organization; cell morphogenesis; homophilic cell-cell adhesion. The transcript is spliced from 12 exons. Gene Ontology annotation, molecular function: cadherin binding; calcium ion binding. The record is from RefSeq and is a predicted model, not a curated record. NCBI's taxonomy places the organism in Eukaryota, Metazoa, Chordata, Chondrichthyes, Myliobatiformes, Dasyatidae.